Messenger RNA from Bemisia tabaci, 3327 nucleotides. RefSeq lists its product as uncharacterized. Gene Ontology annotation, biological process: regulation of transcription by RNA polymerase II. Gene Ontology annotation, cellular component: nucleus. NCBI's taxonomy places the organism in Eukaryota, Metazoa, Arthropoda, Insecta, Hemiptera, Aleyrodidae. The record is from RefSeq and is a predicted model, not a curated record. Gene Ontology annotation, molecular function: RNA polymerase II transcription regulatory region sequence-specific DNA binding; DNA-binding transcription factor activity, RNA polymerase II-specific.
AAAGCCAAUGUUUCGUGUUUAACAAGUGUAUUAACAAGUUAUAUCUGUGUGUUGAUUUGCAACGCUCCGCCUAACUUGCUUUUGAGUCUCCUUUUAACUCAGUUAGUUCUGUUGUACGAUUAAUAUCCAACCAUUUAUUAUUUCAUUUGAACCACAUUGACUAAUUUUAGUCAGUUUACUCCAAUUUGCCGUUUGGAGUCACAGAAUAUAGAUGAAUAACACCAUUUUCAAGAUCCCUCUCGGAGACUGCAGGCCGAUUAUUUAAAAUACUUAGAUGAUAAGUUAUUGAAAGACAAUUUAUUGCAAGGUUGAAAUAGGGCCGUCUUGUCCUGUCGUAUCAACAUACAUUCGCUAAUCUUGGCAAUGAUUAGCCAACAGCUCUGUAGACGUGAUACAAUAUACUGUCUCCGAGCUAUUCGACAAGCUCAGAAAUUGAAAAAAGGGUACAACAAAUUUGCUCGUCUCUCUAGCUGUCCCAAUAUGAGGAGAUUAAUUUUCACUCAUAGCCUCAAUGUAAUAAAUAUCAGGGUCCUCAAAUAAAUUCAUUGAGCUUUGUCAAAGAAAAUUCAGCAAUGGAUCUAAUGAAGAAUGACAUUCUCACUGAAAACAGAUAUCUAGCUCAGGAUCUCAAUCACCGAGUUUAUGAACGCAUACCUGAAAAAUCAGACUUUGACUUUGCUGUUCCAACUCCACAUGUGAACCAUGUAGACACAUUAAAUGUGUUGAAUCUCGAAACCCUUUCAAAAAUGAUCGGACCAGAUGCAUCCCAAGUCGCAGCCUCAUUUCCUCUUCUACCCAGGUCCAAUCACUCUUUCCUGGAAAACCGUAACAAUCGUAAUGCUUUUUUAGAUAACCGCAAUUUCUUACGCCUCACUUUUUCAAAUAGCCGAAACGUUAAUCACUCCUUUGCUGAAAAUCAAACUGAAAAUCAUCCAUUUUCUGAAAAUCGGAAUGGAAGUAUUACUUUCUCCGAAAAUCGCAGUGAAAGUCAGCCAUUCUCCGAUCAAAACGCAGCAUUUUCUGACAGCCAAAACUGUAGCUCAUCAUUUUCUGAUGAUCAAAGUCAAAGCUCUCCUUUUCCAAGUAGUUCAAAUGGAAACUCCCAAUUCAGAGAAAGACAAAAUGAAGCAUCAUCUCUAAAUAGUUACUCUAACCUUGUGCCUUCACCUCAGUCUGAGCUCCAUGAGAGAGGAUCGCAACCAGAAUUUGAUGGUUUUAAAAAUGGCAGCACCGACCACUCAAAUGUCUGUAGUAUUGAUCCUGAAGUUGUUUACUCUGAUGAUGACGAGCCAUCCAACCAAUCUCUUUAUUCUCAUUCUUUGCCUACUUGCUCUGAGCUGCCACCACACUCUCAUCCACAUUGUAUUACCAGUUUAGAAAGUACUCAUGAAGACUCAGCUGAAUUUCAGUGUAAAAUUUGUAAAAAAGUCCUUGCUAAUAAGCAUAAUCUAAAAAUGCAUUUUAUGACCCAUUCGGGAGAAAAUCGUGCCAAAUUAUUUUGCCCGACCUGUGGGAAAGGUUUCAUCAAACCGUCUGAUCUGCGAAGACAUAAAGUGAUCCAUACUGGAGAGCGCCCAUACGCAUGUCAAGAAUGCGAUAUGGCUUUCCAUGACCCGUCCACAUUAAAGCAACACUCUCGGACUCAUUCAGGUGUCAAGCCUUAUUCGUGUGGUGAAUGUGGACGCAGUUUUGCAUCCAACUAUUCUCUACAGCGGCACAUGUUUGUUCAUGCGGAUAAAGCCCCUUUUACAUGUACUGAAUGUGGUGUUGCAGUCGCGACAAAGUAUGAUCUCAAAAUACAUCACAUGAAACACAACGGAAAGUUGCCGUACCCAUGUUCGAUCUGUAACAAAGGAUUUAGUAAGCCAUCUGAUCUCAAUCGACAUAGUGUCAUCCACACUGGAGAGCGACCUUAUCAGUGUGAGGUUUGUAAAAUGAGCUUCACCAACUCCAGUAAUCUUAGGAUGCACGUUCUAACUCACUCCAAAAUAAAACCACACCCAUGUAUCACUUGCAAUAAAUCUUUUAGGAGGCCGUCUGAGCUCGAGAGGCAUUUGCUCACUCAUAGUGGAGAAAGACCAUAUGUAUGUUCAAUCUGCAAUACUGCUUUUACCACAAGUUACAACCUAAAAGUUCAUACUAUGAAACAUUCUGGAGGGUUACCCUACCCAUGUCCCUCGUGUGAUAAGGCUUUCAGUAAACCAUCUGAAUUACAGCGACACAGUUUUGUUCAUUCAGGCGAAAAACCAUUCUCUUGUUCACAAUGUGAUUUAAGUUUUACAAAUUCCAGUAAUUUACGCACUCAUACUCUAACUCAUACGGGUAAACGGCCAUUUUCUUGCUCAGUUUGUGAUAAAGCCUUUACACGACCUUCAGAUGUCAAACGACAUAUGUUGACUCACACCGGUGCUCGACCCUUUGCUUGUAACCUCUGUGGUUUAGCUUUUGCAGAUUCUUCCAAUUUGAAAAAGCACACUUUAAUUCAUUUUCGAUUGGAUCCCUUGGCUUUGGGUGAGCAAUUCAAGAAUUCAAGCGAGAAAGAGAACCCAGUGAAUAAGCCUUUAUUUAAAUGUUUUCUUUGUUAUGUCGAAUUUCAGUCAUCUCAUGACCUAGAACUUCAUUCUUUAACACAUUCUGUAGAUCAAUCAUUUUCAGAAAGUCCUCCAGUAAAUGCAUCUAAACAGGGACAGAACCUGUACGCUCUUCAAGAUAGUAAACAGCGCUGUGCAGACAAUGUAAAGCAAUACUCAUGUCCAUCAUGUGGAAUGCAAUUUGCUCAUGCCUUGCAUUUACAAGAGCAUGUUGUAGUUCACUCAAACGAGCCUUCAUUUCAAUGUGAAAUUUGUGAAAAAACGUUUAUUCAGGAAUCAUUCUUGAAGAAUCAUCUUUUAACUCACACAGAGUCGAGACCUUUCAGGUGUCCAGUUUGUUCGAAAAGUUUUAAAAGCUCCUCUCACCUAAAAAAUCACGUAGCGAUACACUCUGGUGUAAAACCUUUCAUUUGCACAGUCUGUAACAAAUCAUUUUUGAAACAUGCAUCUCUCCGACGACACUUUUUAACUCAUGAAAGAAUGAAUCCAGUCGCUUGUAAUCUUUGUGGCAAAACAUUUUUAAACCAAGAAUACUUGAAGAAACAUAGUAUUAUCCAUGUUAACAAACCACAGUUAAAUGUUUGAUGACUUAAGAAGACUUAGAUGACUGUAAGAAUGGAGAUGUUGCAUGUGUGAGGAGUAUUCUUAUGUAAAAGUUCGCAAGAAACACGAUAGUCCCACUGGUUUUCUCUGAAAUUAACUCCCAAGCUCAAAAAAAAGCUCUCAAGUCGAGGCC